AUGGGAAUCUCUCGAUCGGCCACUUUUGCAAUCGCUUAUUUGAUGUGCAGAGAUCGGCUCACCCUUCACGACGCGUACAAGGAGGUGCAGCGACGACGAAACAUUAUUUGUCCGAACAUUGGUUUCUUCAAGCAAAUGAUCGAAUUGGAAGAAAAGUUCUACAAGCGAAACACGGUUCGUAUCAUCGAGCCACUCGAUGGAGUGCCGGUGGCGGACGUCGUUUGGAAUGAGCUCUACGAUGAGAUGCUGCAAUCGAUGAGUUCGACGAAUCGGGAUGUAUUGAGAACUCUUCAUCCAUCAGCUAGCUCAAUGACGAUGCGAGAACUAUCACUGAAUCUCGAGAGCCCUACAGAAGAAAGCCCAAGACCGUUGAAAAAAUCCGCUUCCGGGAACAGUAUUCUAAGGAAAACGAGAGGAGAUGAGAGGAUUGGAUGGAUGAGUGCAAGAGGAGAAGGGAGUGGAGGGGAUUCAUCACGAGGUUCAUCGUCUGGAUCCACGUCGCUCACCUCGACGUCACCCUCUUCAUCGCAGACGUCGAUCGGACAAACGAUAUCCAGAGAGACUCAAGAGGAAAUAUUGCUCUCACCGUUGAAA
Mesorhabditis belari is the source of this 594-nucleotide messenger RNA. The record is from the annotation of a GenBank genome assembly. Lineage: Eukaryota; Metazoa; Nematoda; Chromadorea; Rhabditida; Rhabditidae.